GAAAAUUUACAAGGUGUUGAACACAUAAUAUUACUAUGGCAGCAACACUACUUUCUCUACUUACUCUUACUAUCUUUUCUUCUAUUUUGCAUUCUUCAAAAGCACUAAGUGUAAACUACUAUCAACAAACAUGCCCCAAGGCCGAAUCGACCAUCACGAACGUCGUUAAGAAGGGCAUGAUGAACGACAGAACUGUGCCAGCAGCUCUACUUAGGAUGCACUUCCAUGACUGCUUCAUCAGAGGCUGUGAUGCUUCUGUGCUGCUGAAUUCCAAGGGCAGCAACAAAGCAGAAAAAGACGGGCCUCCCAAUAUUUCACUGCACGCGUUUUACGUUAUCGACAAUGCUAAGAAGGAAGUGGAGAAAAUGUGCCCUGGUGUAGUCUCUUGUGCUGACAUUCUGGCUCUUGCUGCUAGGGAUGCAGUUGUGCUUUCUGGAGGUCCGAGGUGGGAUGUGCCUAAAGGGAGGAAAGAUGGAAGAAUUUCAAGGGCUAAUGAUACGUUGCAAUUGCCAUUUCCUACCUUCAACAUAUCUCAAUUGCAGCAAAGCUUCUCCCAAAGAGGCCUUUCUAUAGAGGAUUUAGUGGCACUCUCAGGAGGACACACACUAGGCUUCUCCCAUUGCUCAUCCUUCCAGAACAGAAUCCACAACUUCAACAACGCAACCGAUGUCGACCCGUCGAUGAACCCAUCCUUGGCAGCCAGGCUGAGGCAGCUCUGCCCCAUGCACAACAAGGUCAAAAACGCGGGAGCCAACUUAGACUCUUCCCCAACUGUCUUCGACAAUGCAUACUACAAGGCACUUCUUCAGGGGAAGAGCAUUUUCUCCUCCGACCAGGCUUUGCUCACCACUUCCAGAACUAAGGCAUUGGUGUCCAAAUUUGCAGCCUCGCAGGAGGAGUUCUAUGAGGCGUUUGUAAAGUCUAUGAUCAAAAUGAGCAGUAUUAGUGGGGGUGGAACUGAGAUUAGGCGAAAUUGUGGGGCUGUUAAUUAAUUUUUUUCUUAGUUGAUGUUUGUGUAUGCAUAUGCAUAUGCAUGGCCAACCCAAUCGGUUGCUUUAUUCUGUGUUUUUCUUCUCUUCCUAUGGGAUUUGAGGAACAAAAGAGUGGAAAGAGGUUUGUCUAGGAAUUAAAAGAGGUAUUAAAGCUUACAUAUUAUGUAGUGCAAAUAAUAUUGUAUUUGUAAUUUUAAUUUUAAUUGUGAUUAUUGUUCUUGAAAACAUGCUGC
Molecule: messenger RNA, 1225 nt
Organism: Sesamum indicum (sesame)
Lineage: Eukaryota; Viridiplantae; Streptophyta; Magnoliopsida; Lamiales; Pedaliaceae
Product: peroxidase 64
Biological process (GO): response to oxidative stress; hydrogen peroxide catabolic process
Molecular function (GO): heme binding; peroxidase activity
Source: RefSeq, a predicted model, not a curated record